UUCCAGGCAACUGAACGGUGUUUGUUGGUAGCCCUUUGGUCAUAUCCCUAUUCCACAGGGUCACUUAAGUGGAAACUACAGUUACGGGAGCUAUUCUUGGAACGCUAUUAUUACAAAAUACUUGUGCUGAUGGUUUGCAUCCGGUGCAAUCGGGAGAUUCAUCUAUAAUGAUAAACUCGAGCAACUGUUAGCCACAGCAAACAAGCGUAAUGAUCCAGCAUACCGGAAAAAACGAGUACAGACGAAAAGUGGAAGAGGGAAGAACAGGCCUAGUGUUAUGACUCCCUAUCCGUACUACGAAGGGAGCAGAGAAAACGCGAAUGAUAAAUUCAACACAGAUUCUGACAAAUCCAAAAUCACCGUGGAGAAUAACGUUGACAACCCGCGAUCAGACGAGGCCGUUAUUUUCACCGACCUCGAGCACGAUGACGAGGAUAAUGAUGAUGACGAUAAUGAUCCUGAGGCUAACGAAGAAUACGAUCAUGUAAGAACUCAGGACAGCCAGUUUCCAGGUGAUUUUCCAGGUGAGGAUGGCAAGGGUCGUGAGUGGGGGGGAACCGUCGUCACUUACGGCGAAAUCGAUGGAUCUGCUGGGGUCGUAACAGAUGAUGGAGGAUACGAUGAGGAGGGUCGGUGGCCAGGCAGCGGUGGUGCAGUGGCCACGGUGAAGCUUGUCCUGGAAGGAAAUCUGGGCGUUAUCACCAAAGCUUGGCCUUUGCACAAGAACCUGCGGUUAUUGAGGACCGAAGUCAGCGAUGCUACUCAAGUCCCAGCGCCUUUCCUGGAGCUCACCUUACGCGGAGGUGUUCUAGAAGAGGGAUCCACUCUGAGGGACGCCGGAGUCGAAGCCAAUGAGACUGUUCAAGUUGCUGUGUCUUCAAAGCGGCCACGCUCUCACCCACUCGCGCUAGUUGCUCCAGUUACAUCACCCAUCCCAACUCCAGAUGUCAUCACCGUUAUCGUCACAGAUAGUGAUGGUGGGGAGAGAGAGGUUGUGGUGGAGGUCGAGUGGGGAAGCUGCAGGAAGCCCUGGCUCGGUGGAUUCAAGCACAGAGUCUCUGGAAUCCACUUUCACAACGCUACCACUCAGACAGUCCCUCCUUCCAAAACGAGACCUACUCAGGUCACUCGCGGAACUCAGACAGUGAAGACCCGAUGCUGUAGUACUCAAACAAAUCGAAAUGCUUCCACACAAACGACGUACCUGCACCCAAUGGUUCUUUCGCCCGACGCCAUCAUCAUUACGCCAAUGGAAUAUUCAUCAAGCUUCAGAUAUGACCUUAACAGGAUUUUGCUCUUGCAAAGGCUGGCCCGGGGGUGGUUAGCUCGUCGUCAGGUCAAACAGUUAAGGAGGGAAAGACUACAAAUGCCACUAAAUCCUAGCAAUGGGAAUGAUGUGUCUUCCUUGACCUCUUCUUCCUCUCCGCAGUUUACUGAGCACAGUACUAGUCAACAACAAAAGGGGUGGCGGGGAGCUGUUCCAAUGGCGGAACUAUAUUCCCGACUGGAGAACUGGAGGAAAAAGCAAGUUUCUCAGAUCAACGCCACUCUGUCAGGGAAAGCACGCCGGAGAGCUUUGGUCGCUCUCUUGGAUAAAGAGACGGAGCUCCUCAGAUCUCUGGAAGCUCACAGAUCACUACAAUCAGCCAGAAGAAGAAAUGCUGCCAUUACUCGCUUCUUGGAAGAGGUGUCUCGGGCACAAGUUUGGGAGGUUGGCGGCGAGACAAGGGGAGAAGUUGAAGUGGAGACACCAGAGACACGCCCAGUCAGAGACCUGGCGGCUUUAGCAACGGCACUUCAACAGGAUGCAACUGUUCAAGUGAGACUGAACCAACUCAAGGCACUUGCGGCAACGGUAGAACAUUUCCAUCCUACGCGAGGUGAUGCUAUGGGAAGCAGACGUACUGGACAGGAAUUGGUUAACCUGGCUCGUAGAGGAACUCAUCUCCUGGUCAGAGGGACGACUGAUGCCCGACUGAAAGGACUAAGGAAACGACUGCAUACAUUAAUCAUCAACUACCUCCACCAAGUUCAGGGUCGGGAAAUAUCUUCCAUCGUGGCUCCACGAACUAUAAGAGCUGCCGGAGGAAAGCCAGUCCUGGCACACGGUCGAGAGUGAAAGUACUCUGUACUUAUCAGGAAAUGCGGUUCGAAAUCACACCUUACAUGUUAGAAGCUCUAUAUUGACCGGGAUUGAAUAUGCAAUACCACGAAUUAGAAGAGCGUAUAUUUCACAGAGUUUCAAAAGAUCAUAUCACCUCUUCAGUGUUGAAAACACUGAAAAUGAGACGUAAAAUCUCAAACUCUCUGUUCAAUACACUCUCGACUUUGCCGUUUAUAUGUUUUUAAUUUUGCGCAUUAAACAUAAUUUUGUAGUCAAAUCCUGUAAAUCUCAAAAGUUUGUUUUUUUAGGUUGUAUUGUAAAAGAAAACAAGAAAAAAUAUACAAAUUAAAUACCAACUUUAGAUUUAUGGAAAACUAACAAAUACAGAAGAAUUUUUUAAUAUUAAUAAGAAACAAAAUUAUCAUCUAAAGAGAGUUAGUUGUUUGCACUACCAGGAUAAACUAAUUCAUAACAAUACUUCAUAAUUAUAUGAUUUACUAUAUUUGAGCUAUAGUAAUGUCAAUUAUUACAAACUUCUUUCAUUCAGAAGUGACCAAUAUUACUGAAAAUUCUAAAUGCAAUAGGGUUCGUGAAAGACUGGAACCACAAAAGAAUAUCUUGAAUAACGAUGAAGCAUUUAGAUUGCUAAAGCACGGUAGAAGACAACUUCCCAAAAAAAGAAGUACAACAAGAGUAAUUCUCAGUAUGAUGUAUAUCUAAAUAUACGGUUGUGUAAAGUACUGAGUAGAUCGCAGAACCCACAAUAAUAUCAGGUCGUAGGAUGCCAAAUAUGUAUGCUAAAUGUGAACCAAAUUCUCAGCAUACAGUACUAAGCUCUGUCAUAUCAUGCUAUUUGAAUCGAAAGACCAUUGGAAUAGGCUACCAAAUGUCUGCACAAAAGACGAACAAGAUGUGUUUGUGAAAGCCACUGCCCCUGAAAGUGGCAAUUUAGCAAUCUCCGUGGCCUUCAUAUUAGCCUCUUAUUUGUGAAGUAUGUACUCGUACCAGAUGAGAAGUCUCUAUCUUUUAUAGUUCUUAAGAUAAGGCCAAUGGUAAAAAUCUUUAACCUUACGAGAUAGACAGAUUUACAGGCAGAUUGACAAAAAGAGAGAUACAUGACUUGAGGGCCCUGGAUGUUAAACUAUUAGCGUAAAAAAAAAGAAAAUACUGCUUUACCAUGAAAAGACAGACUGCCUCUUAAGGUAUGAAUUAAAAAUUUAUGAAAAUGAGUAUACACAAAAUGAAUAACAGCGAUUACUACUCGCCUCAACAUUGAAAGGGCUCUUUCGGUAUUAGUAGACACCUUUAUAUGCAUACGGUAAAAAUUUAGCAGCCAUAUAUAAUAUGUAUGAAUGUCUUAAACUAGUGCAUCUAGAUGGCUUGCUAGUGAUUAGGGAUAUCUUUUGCCUGCAGAAAAGAAUUGUGAGGUCUACAAGGAAACUUAGAUUACAUAAGUUGAGAAUACGUGUUUAUCAUCUGUUAAAUACAAAUGGUAAAACUCUUCCCUAACAAACUAAAACUCACAAUGCCAUAAUUUUAUAAAAGUAAAAGUUAUGAUAGCUAAAAGAUUCUUUAAGACUAUAGCAUUCUGCUAUCAGAUUUGAUGUUUGUCAUUUGUUUUGCUUACAUGGCUAAAUGAAUGCUUAUGAUCUUGUUUUUUUUUUUAUUGAUUUUAUGAUUAUGACUUUGUUUCGUUGCUUUUACUCAGCUUAAGGGUCUCAGUUAAUUUCGUUUUACUUGGACACAGAUAUCUAGGUACCUAGAUUGUGUAAAAUUACAAAUAUCUUUAAAAUUACCAACUAACAUUGUAUAUUAGUGGGUACUUACUUUGUUCUUCACAUUGAUAGAGGUAUCCACAUAAGUUUCAUGAUCUCGUCUUUGAUUUCCUGAAGGCUGAAAUUUCAGAUGGACGAUGGGUUGAUGCCUUAGUCAACACACAUGUGCAAAGACUCUUCUAGACUUUGAUGCUCCCAAGUAAUACUACCUUGAAAGUAAACAGUAACACCUGAGUAUCAGCUAAGUGACUGAGGGAGUGAGGAUAUAUUUUUAUAGUAAGAUUGCACUAUGGCACAAUGAGUGGUAUAUGGUAUAUAGCAGGAAUAACAUAAACACAGUAUGUAACAUAACCCUGUGUAAAGGCAACUGAAACGAUCAAAGCGCUCUCCAUGGUAAAUAAGGAUUCCCUAUUAAAUAUCAUGUGUAGUCAUUGCUUAGCUUCAUGUUUAUGAUAUUGUACCUUUGGAUUGGUGCCAAAAGUAACUAACAGGAAGUUGCAAAAUGUAUAAAGAUAAACUUACGAAUGUAG
Macrobrachium nipponense is the source of this 4409-nucleotide messenger RNA. RefSeq names its product IQ and ubiquitin-like domain-containing protein. Gene Ontology annotation, cellular component: motile cilium; acrosomal vesicle. The coding region runs from base 278 to 2119 and encodes 613 amino acids. Gene Ontology annotation, biological process: cilium assembly. Gene Ontology annotation, molecular function: protein binding. The transcript is spliced from 11 exons. Lineage: Eukaryota; Metazoa; Arthropoda; Malacostraca; Decapoda; Palaemonidae. The record is from RefSeq and is a predicted model, not a curated record.